Messenger RNA from Aaosphaeria arxii CBS 175.79, 552 nucleotides. RefSeq lists its product as uncharacterized. The record is from RefSeq and is a predicted model, not a curated record. NCBI's taxonomy places the organism in Eukaryota, Fungi, Ascomycota, Dothideomycetes, Pleosporales. The coding region runs from base 1 to 552 and encodes 183 amino acids. The transcript has a single exon.
AUGGAGUCGCACAUCUCCGACGUUCUUCCAUCCGAGGAGGCAAGUCGGUGCGCCGCAUGCGAAGAGCACGAAAGAAAAAACAGUCUCAAUCAACGGUUGCUUCGCGAGAGGAGCCGAGAGCUCAACAUAGCGAAGGCCAAGAUCGAUUUCCUAAUUAAACGAGUCUACGAGAGGGAGGAUCAGGUGCGGAGUGCAUGGGUCAUUAUCAAGAAAAAGUCCGGCUACAUUGAUGAAUUCUUGUCAAGGAGUGACGCGCUGUACGAGGAGAUUAGAGUUGCCUUAGACAACAAGCUUCCCCCUUACGUUCCCCCUCCGGAGCGAAAACGACGGGAUUACUCUACGAUACUCGGCAGUUCGAGUCAGGCUUCUCCUCGAAAAGAUGAAUUCCCGGAACUGAUACGACGGGCUGACGCUACGAUCGCCGAAAAUGAACGUCAAAUCGGAUUAUUGAGGGAGGUUGCACAGGCACUCAACUCGAUGGCCACGGGCAAGGAGGGUGAGGCAAAUCCCGCUGGUCAAGGAGUACAGUCCCCUGAUAAUGUAGAGAAGUAA